This is a messenger RNA of Ctenocephalides felis (cat flea), 716 nucleotides long. RefSeq names its product optineurin-like. The coding region runs from base 18 to 716 and encodes 232 amino acids. NCBI's taxonomy places the organism in Eukaryota, Metazoa, Arthropoda, Insecta, Siphonaptera, Pulicidae. The transcript is spliced from 6 exons. The record is from RefSeq and is a predicted model, not a curated record.
UGUUUAUAUUAAGCGUUAUGAAUAUGUCUAAAGAAUUAUUGAAGAAAGAAGAAAAGUGCAUCGAAAUGCAGGCGCAACUUGAGGAAAGCACAAAGAAAACUCAUGCGGAAAAGUGCGAAGAGGAACAACGAUUGCUUGACCUUUCUAAUGAUAAAGAUGCAUUUAAAGAACAAAAUGGAAAAAAUUCUGAACCAAUAAACGAAGUCCCUACUAAUGAUGCAGAAAAAGAAAAAGAAACUUUUAAGAAAGAAUACGAGAAUGAACUGAAGAUAUUAAAGAAUAACUUAAGUUACCUAGAAGCUACACAAGCACCUGAUCAUGAACACAAGCAAGAUUCAGAAGACAAAUUGGCGGAAAAUUUGGCAAGGCCAAAGAAGGAUAUUGAAUGCUCCGACCACAAGACGAAAUAUGAGGGAAUUGUUGUAAACUACAACAAAUUAGAUACAGAAUAUCAAAGGCUUAAAGAUCAAUUGAAAAUUUGCAUAGCAUCAGAUAAAUUGUGUAAAGAUCAGAUGCAGCGCGUCAAAGAGUUAAACGAUCAGCAAAAUUAUGAGGACCAAGAAGCUAUUAAUAGGCAAGUCGUUGAUGAACUUGAGAAACGCCUAUAUGAACAAGGAGAAGUAAUACAAACCUUAGUAAGGGCCAUUGAACAUCAACAGUCUAUAAUGGGAACCCUUCGAGAACAAAAAGACAUAAUCGCCACUUUAAACCUAUGA